AUGGCAGCGCGGUCCCGGCGCCCCUGGCUCAGCGUGAUGUUGGGGCUGGUGCUUGGCUUCACCGUUGCCUCCUGGCUGAUUGCCCCCAAAGUGGCCGAACUGAGCGAGAGGAAGAGACGCGGCGGCUUUUCGAGCGGCGGCGUCGGCGGCGGCAGCAGCCUCUGUUCUUACUACGGCCGGGCGGCUGGGCUGCCCGGGGGCAAGAGGCAGCUGCAGCCUGAGGCCAGGGCGGCAGCCGCGGCUGGGGAAGGGCUCGGGGGCGCCAGCCUGGGAGAACGGGAGCCGCCGCCGCCGCCCCCCGCCGCCGAGGACGAGCCUGUGCCCAGUCCGCCCAUCGCCGCUGCUGUUGCCGCCGGCGGCGGAGAAGGAGACCCGCAGGAGGAAGAGGAGGGGGAAGAAGGCGCCGGCCGCCACGGCAGCAGCAGCCCCAACGGGAGCGGGGACGAUGCAGGCGGCCCGGGCUGCGCCAAGGCUCGCCACUUCCUCUACGUGGGGGUCAUGACUGCCCAGAAGUACCUCAGCAGCCGAGCGCUGGCGGCGCAGCGGACCUGGGCGCGCUCCAUCUCCGGCCGCGUGGAGUUCUUCUCCAGCCAGGGCUCCGUCCCGCCGCCCGCUUUGCCAGAAGAGCAGCCGCUGCCGGUCAUCGCUUUGCCCGGAGUCGACGACUCCUACCCGCCGCAGAAGAAGUCCUUCAUGAUGCUCAAGUACAUGCACGACCACUACUUGGACGCCUACGAGUGGUUCAUGCGGGCGGACGACGAUGUCUACAUCAAAGGGGAAAAAUUAGAGGAAUUCCUAAGGUCACUGAACAGCAGUAAGCCUCUCUAUUUGGGGCAGACAGGACUGGGAAAUAUUGAAGAACUUGGAAAAUUGGCUCUUGAGCCAGGAGAGAAUUUCUGCAUGGGAGGACCUGGGAUGAUCUUCAGUCGUGAAGUUCUUAGGAGGAUGGUACCACACAUAGGUGAAUGUCUUCGAGAAAUGUACACUACUCAUGAGGAUGUAGAAGUGGGCCGAUGUGUUCGGCGGUUUGGUGGAACUCAGUGCGUUUGGUCUUAUGAGAACAUCCUCAGCCCUUUCCUUCUUGCUGCAGCCCAUAUUGAUCUGUGUAAUGCCGCUUCUGGGGGCAUGAGGGAGAAGUCAGUGAAACCUGCCUCUGUUCCAUUUGCGGAAAUCUUCCACUAG
Messenger RNA from Gekko japonicus, 1182 nucleotides. It is a transcript of the gene CHSY3, whose product is annotated as chondroitin sulfate synthase 3. The transcript is spliced from 3 exons. Gene Ontology annotation, cellular component: membrane. Gene Ontology annotation, molecular function: glucuronosyl-N-acetylgalactosaminyl-proteoglycan 4-beta-N-acetylgalactosaminyltransferase activity. NCBI's taxonomy places the organism in Eukaryota, Metazoa, Chordata, Lepidosauria, Squamata, Gekkonidae. The record is from RefSeq and is a predicted model, not a curated record. The coding region runs from base 1 to 1182 and encodes 393 amino acids.